AUGGUUAUUGGUUCAUCAGAACCACUUAAGCUGUACGUAGUUGAUGUUAAGGACGGCGAUUUCGGUGACGCUAAAGGAGCUGACAUUUUUACAUGUGCUGAAUUUGAUGAAUCUGGUGAUUAUUUGGCAGCUGGUGAUAAGUCUGGCCACAUAUAUAACCCAGUGUACAAUAUGUUUUGCGCAUUUACUAGUCAUGAAGCCGAGUUCGAUUACUUAAAGUCCUUGGAAAUCGAGGAGAAAAUUAAUGCUAUAUGCUGGCUACCAACUGUCAACAAUUCAUUGCAUUUACUUUCGACAAACGACAAAGUCAUAAAGUUGUGGCGCAUGUCUGAACAGUCUCCCUUUGCCUAUAACUUCAAUUUCCGCGCCGAUGAAAAGGAAGGCGAAUGCAGUGGUGAAAUUGAAAUGCUGUCAGAAGGGUGUGAAGCCAACGCCUCAGUAAAACCGGACAGUUGUGCCAUUAAUAACUCCUGUCUCAAAAAGGCUGCCUCUUGCACUUCCCUACGAAUUCCUCGCUACAGGAAACGUAAAAAUCUUACCAUUGAAGUCCGUCCACGAAGGAUCUAUGCGAACGCCCACACCUACCACAUCAAUGCUAUUUCACCUAACUCUGAUCAGGAGACAUUUAUAUCUGCUGACGAUCUUCGCAUUAAUUUGUGGCAUCUAGACGUCCCUGACCAGUCAUUCACAAUCGUGGAUAUAAAGCCGGAAAACAUGGAGGAGUUAAACGAAGUGAUCACUUGCUCCCGUUUCCAUUCCGAACUCUGCUACAUGUUCGGCUACUCCACCAGUCGUGGCGUGGUUCGUCUGUGUGACAUGCGUGCAAGAGCUCUGUGUGAUAAUCACGUUCUCGUGUUGGAUGACCCCUCACUGUCACAGAACCGCGGUUUCUUUUGCGAUAUCAUCUCCAGUCUUUCCGAUUUCCGAUUUGACCACUCUGGAAAUUACAUUCUUGCAAGAGAUUACCUCAAUCUCAAGGUUUGGGACAUGCGAAAAGGCGAACGACCCUGCGAGGUCUACUCAGUUCACGAACCUCUGCGCUCGCAACUGUGCAUGCUCUAUGAGUCUGAUGCCAUCUUUGACAAAUUCCUCUGCUCGUGGUCUGAGGAUGAUCGCUACGUAUUUACCGGUUCCUACGGCAACGUGCUGCGCAUCUUCGAUCGCCACCAGGGCACCGACUGGGCCUACGAUCUGGGGGAGUCGAACGUGCGUUUAACAGUCGCCACCAAUACCACUGCUUUCCCUCUCUCUGUCCCUCCUACUCUCAACCUUCGCUCUCAUCGAUCCCGCCUCCAACCAAAACGCUUCAUUUCACCGGACUCCGAGGUGGCCUCGCGCUUUCAACUCCAGGCCGUGUGCCUGGCCAACGCGUCAGCUCUGGACGCUUUGGUCACUGUCACUUCUCCCUCUUCCUCCUCAUCCGUCACCACCACAUCCAAUAAGAGCGAACACAACGUUCUUGCUUCUCCUGUUGUCGCUGGUUCAAAACGUCGCAAACAGACUCUUCUUCCAGUUCCGCGUCCCUAUGACGACGAGGAAGAAGAAGACGACGAGGAAGAUGAUGAUGGGGAGGAUGUGGAUGAGGACAGUGAUGAGUUUGAAACCGUUGGAGGUGAGGACCUUGUGGAUGGAAUUCGCCGCGAUCCCUCCAAAGUUAACGGAAGGUCAUCAUCGGCGUCAGUAGCAGCAAGAUCGAUGCUCAUGGGGCUGCGGGAGAUUGACUAUAAGCGGCGCUUUCUACAAGUGGCGUGCCAUCCACAACGUCUGCUCUUUGUGGCGAUGAGUGGAAAGGAAAUGUUCUUUGUCGCUGGCAAGGAAACGUCUUCAGCGGCGGGGACUCCUCGGUGUCCGGAAAAUGAGGAGAUAGGGUUGGAGAAAUGCAGGGAGAAUGUGGAUGGAAGUGUAAAUUCAAGCCACCCGCCGGUGAGCAGUCCUCUUGAUAUCAAAGCCGCCAAGAGGCGACGACGAAGAAAGGGCGAAACUGAGGUGCAAAUGAUGUCGAGCCUGACGGAUUUGCCAUCUGGCUCGCCACCGGCAGGGCAGACUGACGAUACAGCGGUGUUGGCAACAGCAACAGCUGCAUUGAUUGAAAAGAGGCGGUCAGUAUUGGAAGAUGUUGAUGAAGGAGGAAAAGUGACAGAGGACAAGCCUCGGGCAAAAAGACACGCUGCUGACUUCACUGCGGACAUGGAGUUUGAGUAG
Echinococcus granulosus is the source of this 2202-nucleotide messenger RNA. Its product is annotated as Serine/threonine-protein phosphatase 2A regulatory subunit B alpha isoform. The transcript has 9 exons. Gene Ontology annotation, biological process: peptidyl-serine dephosphorylation. Gene Ontology annotation, cellular component: cytosol; protein phosphatase type 2A complex. Bases 1 to 2202 code for a protein of 733 amino acids. Gene Ontology annotation, molecular function: protein phosphatase regulator activity; protein binding. The record is from RefSeq and is a predicted model, not a curated record. Lineage: Eukaryota; Metazoa; Platyhelminthes; Cestoda; Cyclophyllidea; Taeniidae.